Messenger RNA from Gossypium raimondii (Peruvian cotton), 931 nucleotides. RefSeq names its product auxin-responsive protein SAUR68. Gene Ontology annotation, biological process: response to auxin. NCBI's taxonomy places the organism in Eukaryota, Viridiplantae, Streptophyta, Magnoliopsida, Malvales, Malvaceae. The coding region runs from base 436 to 840 and encodes 134 amino acids. The record is from RefSeq and is a predicted model, not a curated record. The transcript has a single exon.
UCCACCUUGGUGGGUAUGGAAAAAGAAACUAAUGGAUUUCUUAAACGGGGUUUCCAUUGGAUAAGGGCCUGGGAUUCUUCCAAAUUCUAGGCCUUGCAGGCAAAAAUAUCUUUUACCUGUUCCACAAUGUAUUAGAUUACAUGUAGAAUUUGGUGUGUCUUUAAACCAAAAGAGGCCCCCACCCCAAAUUCUUGUUUGGUUGCCUAACAUAUGCAAACAUAUGUAUCCAAAUAGUUAUAUCACUGGAAGUAAUCUCAUGCUGUUGCAUAGAGAUUUACGACACAAGAAAAAAAAGGCUUACAACUUAACGAGUUCCUUUUUUCUGUUGUGCUUUAUAAAUACCCCCAUCAGUUCCUUCACUUGAGCACAAAAACAAAAACCUUUCUCUCUUCUAAUUCAUACAAUUUCCAUCCAUUAGUCACUGAGCAAACAAGCAUGGUUAGCACAAAGAUUCUUAUCAGAAUGGCAAGAAAGUGGCAGAAAUUGGAUGCCAUUGGAAGAAGGAGAAUUACUUCAUCACUUGUUGAUAAAGGGCAUUUUGUGAUUUACACAAUUGAUCAAAAGCGGUUUGUGAUUCCCUUAGCUUAUCUAAGAAACACCAUUUUCGUGGAGCUCUUGAAGAUGUCUGAAGAGGAGUUUGGAUUGCCAAGCGAUGGACCAAUAACAUUACCUUGUGAUUCAGUUGCCAUGAAUUACAUUCUCUCAUUACUACAAAGGAGUUUAGCUAAGUAUUUGGAGAAAGCUGUGCUGAACUCUGUUGCAAGCUAUCGCUGUUCAUCAAAUACUAGUUAUUGCCAUCAAGCCCAUACGGACCAACAGUCACUUGUUUAUGGAUUCUGAGGAAAUUAUUCUUUGAUAUUGUAAAUGGUUUAUGUAAUAAUAUCUUGGAAAUGUUGAAAUCCACAGUUAAUGAAAUGCAAUAGCCUUUUUU